GCCCUGCCAGAUUCCACCAAUCAAUGGGUCUGCUGCUCUGCGAUUUGCCUGGAAGGACAGCUUCCUACAUAAAGAGUGAGGGUCGGGGACUAGCGAGAGCCACAAGGAGAAGCCAGCUUCAUCCAGGCAGGCAGGCAAGCAGGCAGGACCCGCGCUCAGGGGCUAGCACAACGAACUAGAAGAAAGAAGGAAGAAAGAAAGAAAGAAAAGAAAACAGAAAUGGCCAUCAUGUUUCAGACAAGAAUUGCAGCUCGAAUCCAAUGGGGGGUCCUGUUCAUUGCUUUCUGCUUUCAAAUUCUAACAGCUAGUGGAGCUCAGAAGCUGGAAGCUCUCCCUGAGGGCAGCGGGGCCCUGAUUAACCACUCCCUGAUGCUGGUGCAGCGGCUGGAGGCUCUGCUGGCUCACGGGAACGGCAGCGACGUGGCCCUGCGCGUGCAGACGCUGCACUCGGACGAGGUGAAGGUGUUCCAGGCACACUCGCUGGUGCUCUCCCUGCAGAGUGAGGUCUUCGAGGGGCUGCUGCAGCACCGCAACGCUAGCGGACUGAUCCUGAGAGAGACAGCCGACUGCGCCGCGGUCUUUGACAAGUUCAUCAGGUAUCUGUACUGUGGGGAGAUCACAGUCCUGCUGGAGCAAGCCAUCCCACUUCACAAGCUGGCUAGUAAAUACCGCGUGUCUACUCUGCAGGAGGGGCUGAGUCACUACAUGACCCAACACCUGGCCAGCGACUCCCCGCAGGGCCACGUGGUCAGCUGGUACGACUAUGCCAUGCGUAUCGGGGACGUGGGGCUGAGGGACAGCUGCCUGCAGUACCUGUCCUGGAAUGUGUCCUCGGUCUUCCAGAGCGGGGAGUGGGGGGCGGUGAGCGAUGACCUGUUGCUCUCCCUGCUCCAGCGCUCCGACCUGAUCCUGCAGAGCGAGCUGGAGCUCUUUGGGGCGCUGGAGAGCUGGAUCGGGCGCAACCAGCUCGGGGGGACGACCAUCGAGCGCGCGCUGCGGUCGGUGCGCUACACCAUGAUCCCCCCAGGGCAACUCUUCCGCUUGCAGAAGGAGUCCCCUGUCCUGCUCAAGUACCACGAGUCGGUCCGGGACCUGCUCUUCAUGGCUUUCCAGUUCCACUCGGCCUCCCCUCUCCAGUUUGCCAAGUAUUUCGACGUUAACUGCAGCCUCUUCACGCCCCGGAACUACCUCUCUCCAGCCUGGGGCUCCCCCUGGCUCAUUAACAACCCCACCAGGGACGACCGCAGCACCAGCUUCCAGACCCAGCUGGGCCCCAGCAGCCACGAUUCUGCCAAAAAAGUCACGUGGAACGCCUUGUUCUCCCCGCGCUGGCUGCCCGUGAGCCUGCGGCCGAUGUACACAGAGCACGGGGCGAUGCAGGCGGUGAGGGCGGCGGAAGGGCGCCCCCGGAUCAUCGUCACCCCGGCCACGUCCAGCGUGGACUUCGCUGGUGUCAGCUUCCAGAAGACGGUGAUCGUGGCGGCGCGCCAGCAGGGCAAGGUGGUGGUACGCCACGUCUUCAACUUCCACCAGAGCACGGAGGAGAGCGGCGACUUCCUGGCGCAGGCUGACCUGCAGCGACGAGACUCCGAGUACCUCAUCGAGGGCGCCAUGCACCUGCACAUCGUCAUCAAGUCCAUCUACCACUCCCUCAUCAAGGCCAAGAAGUGAUCCCUGCCUCCCCCUGCUCCUCCCCUCACACACUCACCCAUGCUAUCCUAGCCCCUUUUAAAGAGCCAUUGAACUGCCAUCCUUGGACCAAUAUAUUGCCAUAAUGGUUUUCAAUACCAACUGUCAUUUGAAUUUCUGGAUUUUUGAACAAGGGAGAAUAACCAUCCCUUAUAAAAGUCUCCCACAGUAAAAGCAUAGCAAAGUGUGAUAAAGCACAGUGAGAGUAUGGUAAAGGACAAUUAAGCAUUGUAAAGAAUAGCGAGGUAUGGCACAGCAUACUAAUAAACAUGGCAAACCAGAGUAAAGCAAAUGCAUAGUAUAACCACUGGAAAAGCAUUGCAAAACUGCAAAAAUACUGUGCCCAAAAUACCAUGGUAAACGUUUAUAAGGGAUUCUCCAGUUUGAUAUUUAGUCUAACAAUGUGGUAUUAUUAUUAUUAUUAUUAUUAUUAUUAUUAUUAUUAUUAUUAUUAUUAUUAUUAUUAUUAUUAUCAUUGUAUGUUAACCCUUUAUCUGCUCCUCAGGGAAGAGCUCAGUCUGCAGUGUGCUGCUUUGUGCUGUUAAUAAAUGUGUCUCCAGAUCUCAGCACCUGUUUUCACACGUCAUGCAGAAGAGUCGGUGCCCUCUGCAGUGCUGGCCCAUGACAAACAGGGCCAAGUCAGCUGCUGCUCCCACCUAUUGAUGAAGUAGUCUUUUAAAAAUUACGAUUUGGAGUAAACCGAUUUGAGAACGUGUGUGUUAUUUUUAAAAGCCACAAUGGGACAUUAGCCCCAAGACUUCCCUGCUUCCUUAAGGUGUCUGCGCAGGUCAGCACUGGCUAUACGCUGCACUUGCCCUGUGUGCUCGCUUUACAAGUAAACGCUGCCAUCUAGUGUUCAGUGUGAAGCAUUACUGGUACAUCUCUGUUUCCUCUCAUAGGACAAUUAUACACUUGUCCCCCAUUGAUAAAAACGGGAAGCUCAGGUUGUUAUACAGUUACACUCAAGUCACAACAUUUUCAGAUUAAAAAAAACCAAAAAAAAACCAAUUGUUUACUUGUUAAUCAUCAUUUUAUUCAACCACAAAUCCUAAUGGAUACCAAACAAAUUAUUUUGACUUUAAAAAGGCUCUCAAGGCAAACAACAUUUAAAAUAGCUUGCAUUAUAAUUUGAUAAAGGUUUUGUACGGUAUAGGAUACCAAAUCAUGUUUGAUAAUUUUGCUAAAUUAUCAAACACGUAAUGAGUGCAAAACCAAGGCUCGUUUUUGGCAGUUGUUUAAGAGAAUACUGUAUACAUGUUCUAUAACUAUAACUGUUUGAGUCUGAACUACCAUCCAGCCUGUUCCAAUCUCAGGGUUUGCUGUAAUCACACACACACAGGAUACGCACAGACACAAACACGUGAUUCGCUCUGCUACAGGCCAGUAUGUAAACAGCAGACUGCAAAUUGAACCAAACCAUCACCCAAAAAAAGGAAAGCUAGAAUAAAAACUUUACAAUAAACUUUAAAAUAAAAAUAAAGAAUUGC
This is a messenger RNA of Acipenser ruthenus (sterlet), 3176 nucleotides long. Its product is annotated as BTB/POZ domain-containing protein 17-like. Gene Ontology annotation, molecular function: protein binding. The transcript has 3 exons. The record is from RefSeq and is a predicted model, not a curated record. The coding region runs from base 220 to 1671 and encodes 483 amino acids. Lineage: Eukaryota; Metazoa; Chordata; Actinopteri; Acipenseriformes; Acipenseridae.